Messenger RNA from Trichophyton rubrum CBS 118892, 1341 nucleotides. RefSeq names its product CMGC/SRPK protein kinase. The transcript is spliced from 4 exons. The record is from RefSeq and is a predicted model, not a curated record. Lineage: Eukaryota; Fungi; Ascomycota; Eurotiomycetes; Onygenales; Arthrodermataceae. Gene Ontology annotation, molecular function: protein kinase activity; ATP binding. Bases 1 to 1341 code for a protein of 446 amino acids. Gene Ontology annotation, biological process: protein phosphorylation; spliceosomal complex assembly; regulation of mRNA processing.
AUGAAUGGCGGCGAUUUGAAAAAGGCUGCUGCCGCUGCUGCUAACGGUACUGCGGGCAAGAAACGCAGGAAGGCCUCUGAUCUCAAGCCCAUCAUCACCAACGAGGAGUCUGAUCCAGCUACCAUGUCCAGCACCCAACAGAAACUUUCAUAUAGUUCGCCCCUGUCGCGAGCUUCGUCGUCCUCGUCAGAGGAAGAAGUCGACGCUGCAGACGAGGAAGACUCCGAGGACUACUGCAAGGGGGGCUACCACCCUGUCUCCGUCGGCGAGUCCUACAACAACGGCCGGUACAUCGUGGUCCGCAAGCUCGGCUGGGGCCAUUUCUCGACCGUCUGGCUGUCCCGCGAUACCACCACGGGCAAACACGUCGCCCUCAAAGUCGUGCGCUCUGCCGCCCACUACACCGAGACCGCCAUAGACGAAAUCAAGCUUCUCAACCGCAUAAACAGCGCCAACCCUGACCAUCCGGGCCGCAGACAUGUCGUCAGCCUGCUCGACUCGUUCGAGCACCGUGGGCCCAACGGAGUGCAUGUCUGCAUGGUCUUCGAGGUCUUGGGCGAGAACCUGCUCGGCCUCAUCAAGCGCUGGAACCACAGAGGCAUCCCCAUGCCCCUCGUCAAGCAGAUCACAAAGCAGGUCCUCCUCGGCCUAGAUUACUUGCACCGCGAGUGCGGUAUCAUCCAUACCGAUCUCAAACCUGAAAACGUCCUCAUCGAGGUUGGAGACGUCGAGCAGAUCGUCAAGUCUUGCGUCAAGGAUGAAGAGAAGAAGGCCGAUACCAGAGACGAUAACAGAAAUGGCAGACGGAGACGGAGAACUCUCAUCACAGGCAGCCAGCCGCUCCCCAGCCCGCUCAGCGCCAGCUUCAGCGGCGGGGACCCUUUCCGCAAUGUGACUCCCUCCAUGCAGAGCUCCCAUAGCAGCCUCAACCAGGUCCUUGCUGAAUCUCCUCUCUCUGCUACUCCUACCACUCCCUCCAAGCAAUCCAUGAAAGAUAAACUAGGAAUAAAGGAUUCGGACGCAGCUGCCGACGAAAAACAGAAACAAAGAGAAAAAACUACCGACCUGCUUGAACGCGAAGUCUCAGGCAUCUCCCUCAACAAAGAUACAGACCAGUCCAUGGCCGGCGACCAGUACACCAUCGAUAUUAUCUCCGUUAAGAUAGCCGAUCUGGGUAACGCCUGCUGGGUUGGACACCACUUCACAAACGAUAUUCAGACCCGCCAAUACCGCUCGCCAGAAGUCAUCCUCGGAGGCAAAUGGGGAGCCAGCACUGAUAUCUGGAGCAUGGCUGCAAUGGUAAGCGACCCGCAUAGCUCUCACCUGAUCCUCAGUCACUAA